AUGCAGCAUAAAGGCAUCAUGCUGAUUGUGUUCUUGGAGUACAUUGUUUCUGGUCAUGGUGAGGCAGAUCCACUAAAGCUACGAACCUUCCGCUGUGAUGGCCACUCCUGCAAUCCUCCUGUAGGGAAUCUAGCAACAGGCAGGACUCCAGUCUCUCUUACCACAUGUGGGCAGAACAGCACAGAACUUUAUUGCUUCUACCCAAACCAGCACCUCCUUCAUUGGGCCUCCCAAGGCUGUGGGCAGCCCCGCUGCACUAAAUGCAAUGCCAAUCAGCCUGAUAACUCCCACCUUCCCUCUGAUAUGACAGAUGAUUUCUUCCUAAAUCCUGGCUCCUGGUGGCAGUCUGCACAAGGGGUACACAGGGAAGAAAUCAGGCUGGACUUGGAAACAGCGUUCUACCUGACUCACGUCAUAGUAGUGUUCAAGUCGCCGCGCCCAGCUGCUAUGGUACUGGAGAGGUCUCAGGACAAUGGCCAGACGUGGAGACCCUACAAAUAUUUUUCCGUCAACUGUACAGCAACGUUUGGGCUUCAAGAUGAUCUUAUUGAAGAGGGCUCUCUGUGCACUUCCAGGUAUUCAGAUGCAGUGCCUUGCACUAGAGGGGAGGUGAUCUAUCGUGCCUUAACUCCAACCAACAAGAUCGAAGACCCAUAUGGUCCUGAGGCCCAAGACCUCCUGAAACUCACCAACCUGCGCCUCCUUUUAUUAAAAAGGCAGGAGUGUCCCUGCCAAGGCUUGGGAUUGCUGGAGAAACCCCAGAGGUUUGCCCACUAUGCUAUCUAUGAUCUGAUUGUCCGGGGAAGUUGCUUCUGUAAUGGUCAUGCAGAAGAAUGCCAGCUUGCCAAUGGAACAGGGAACACAGAGAACGUGGUCCAUGGGAAGUGUGUGUGCAGACACAACACAGCAGGGAACCACUGUGAAAGGUGUGAACCAUUAUACAAUGACCAGCCUUGGAAGCCAGGAGAUGGAAAAACUGGGGCACCAAAUGAAUGCAGAAAGUGCCGCUGUCACAACCAUGCUGAUAGCUGCCACUUCAACCUGAGUGUUUGGCUGGCAUCUGGGAAACACAGCGGUGGAGUAUGUGACAACUGCAAACACAACACGGAGGGACAUCGAUGUCAAAGGUGCAAACCAGGAUUUUACAGAGAUAGGGGAAAACCUAUGUCUUCCCCAGAGGUCUGCAAACCUUGCUCCUGUCAGCCUAUGGGAUCGGCCAAUGCAACCUUCAGCAGAAGCUGGCGGUGCCACCCAAAGACGGGGUUCUGUUACUGCAAGCCAGGCGUGGCAGGCCCGAACUGUGACAGAUGCCUUAUGGGAUACUGGGGCCUUGGAGAAAAUGGCUGUCGUCCUUGUGACUGUGCCAGAGACUGCGACCCGCACACUGGAAACUGUUUCAAUGGUUAUGACAAUGAGCCAUUUUUCAACAUCCCCAUGGGUGGGCGAAUCCCUGACCUCCUACAAACGCCAGCCAAUGAAAGCGAUGAGUGGAAAUGGAAUGAUCAUGAGCAGGGAUUUUCUGCUUUGAGACAUCCAGAAAAGUGUGUGUGCAAAGAGAAAGUGCUCGGAAGUGUCACUGAUUUCUGCCAGAUGAAAUAUGCAUAUGUGAUAAAAGCAAGAAUCCUAUCGGCUCAUGACAAAGGAACCCAUGCGGAAGUUAUAGUGAAGGUAAAGAAGGUCCUGAAAUCAGGCAAAGUGAAAAUUGCCCGGAGUAACAGAAGUAUCUAUCCGGAGUCCUGGACCAACAGGGGAUGUACAUGUCCCAUUCUCAAUCCUGGAACAGACUACCUGAUAGCAGGCCAGGAGGACUCAAGGACCAGCAAACUCCUUGUGAAUAUGAACAGUCUGGUGAAACCCUGGAAGGCGUAUUUGGGAAAACAAGUAGCAGACAUUCUUCGAACUGGGUGCAAAUAA
Molecule: messenger RNA, 1914 nt
Organism: Emys orbicularis (European pond turtle)
Lineage: Eukaryota; Metazoa; Chordata; Testudines; Emydidae
Product: netrin-4-like
Exons: 10
Coding region: 1-1914 (637 amino acids)
Biological process (GO): cell migration; substrate adhesion-dependent cell spreading; animal organ morphogenesis
Cellular component (GO): laminin trimer
Molecular function (GO): protein binding
Source: RefSeq, a predicted model, not a curated record